This is a messenger RNA of Rhinichthys klamathensis goyatoka, 2378 nucleotides long. RefSeq names its product solute carrier organic anion transporter family, member 2B1 (gene slco2b1). Gene Ontology annotation, molecular function: bile acid transmembrane transporter activity; protein binding. NCBI's taxonomy places the organism in Eukaryota, Metazoa, Chordata, Actinopteri, Cypriniformes, Leuciscidae. Gene Ontology annotation, biological process: sodium-independent organic anion transport; transmembrane transport; bile acid and bile salt transport. Gene Ontology annotation, cellular component: membrane. Bases 29 to 2005 code for a protein of 658 amino acids. The transcript has 14 exons. The record is from RefSeq and is a predicted model, not a curated record.
AAUGUGUUGCAUCUUGUAAAAACACGAAAUGACAGCUAUCGAGACAACGAGACCUCGCAGAUCAAUGGGUCUCUUUAACAAUAUCAAGUUUUUUGUACUGUGUCAUGGGAUGCUACAACUUGCUCAGCUCCUGGUAUCUGGUUAUCUGAAGGGCUCCAUAACCACUAUUGAGAGACGAUAUGGAUUUUCCAGUCAGAUGUCAGGACUACUAGCAGCCUUCAAUGAGGUGGGGAACACGGUUCUCAUCGUGUUUGUGAGUUUCUUUGGGAGUCGCGUACAUCGGCCGAGAUGUAUUGGAAUCGGAGCAAUGAUCGCUAGCAUGGGGGUGUUCCUUAUAGCACUACCUCACUUCAUUGGUGGAGAGUACAAGUACACAGGCUUCAAUAGCAACACCAAAGACAACAGCUCGGGUCUUUGCCAAUCACAGAACAUUUCCCCUGAGGAAGAAUCUAAUCAGAAAUGCUAUACAAAGAAGACUGGCACUGUAGUGUAUCCAAUAUUUCUACUGGGCCAGUUACUGCUGGGCAUUGGCGGUGUCCCCAUACAACCUUUUGGGAUUUCCUACAUAGAUGAUUAUGCAGAAAAGAGGAGUUCACCCUUCUACCUAGGCAUACUUUUCGCAAUUACUGUAAUUGGGCCGGCAUUUGGCUACAUGAUGUCAUCUGUCCUCCUUCGUUUCUUUGUUGAUAUUGAGAAGAUAUCUCCAGAUAAAAUACUUCUGAAAAAUGAUGACCCCAGAUGGGUUGGAGCUUGGUGGUUGGGAUUCUUGAUAGCUGCCACCCUCCUUCUCCUGACUUCUUUGCCAUAUCUGUUUUUCCCUAAGAAGAUAUCCAGAGAGGAAAUCGAAGAAACGCCUGCAGAGCCAUCAACAGAGAAAAUUAUGGAAGACAAGAAGCCUGGAACUGACUCGAUGGAAGAGGUUUCUCUCACUGAGUUCCUAAAAAGCUUCCCCAAAAUAAUCAGGAGGACUCUGCAGAACCCAAUUUAUUUGUUGGUAGUGUUGGCUCAGGUGAAUCUUGCUGCCAUGGUUGCGGGACUUGCCACUUUCAUGGGCAAAUUCAUAGAGAAGCAGUUUGCACAAACUGCCUCCUUUUCUAAUAUGAUGAUGGGUGGCAUAAAUAUUCCUUCAGCCAUGGUAGGCAUAAUGGCUGGAGGGGUUAUACUACGCAAGUUAGGUCUGACUGUCAGGUCCUCAGCAGCGAUGUGUACGGUAGCAGUUUUGGUUAGCUUUAUGUUUGCAAUUCCUCUUCUCUUCAUCGGCUGCCCCACACAAAACAUUUCUGGAAUCAAUGUAUUUGACUCUCAGCAGUGCAGCAAUGCAUGUUCCUGUUCUGAAGAAGCCUUCAAUCCUGUGUGUGGCUCAAACGGAGUGGAGUUUCGCUCUCCCUGUCAUGCGGGAUGUAAGAUAGUAUUAUCCAAUUCAGUUAAAGUUUUGAACUACACAGAUUGUGGAUGUGUGUCAUCAACUGGUCCUCCAGGCUUUGCGUCACCAGGACCAUGUAAAAAUAGUUGUAUUACUCGCCUAAUUCCCUUCAUGAUCCUGUCUUCCAUCACAUGCUUUGUGGCUUCACUUUCACAUACUACAUCCUUUAUGAUGAUCCUCAGGACUGUGACUCCAGAAGACAAGUCUUUUGCCUUGGGAAUUCAAUUCAUGCUGUUUAGAGUACUCGCAUUUCUCCCAGCACCAGUGUUGUAUGGCCGCGCAAUCGAUACUGCAUGCAUUCUGUGGGGAAAGAAAUGUAAUAAGACAACAUCAUGUCAGUACUACGAUUUAGACCUUUUCAGACACAGAUUCCUGGGACUCCAGAUAUUCUUUAUAUUCGGUGGCUUCGUCUGUUUCUGCCUGUCUUUUAUUGUGCUUUGGAGGAUAAAAUCAACCCAGCAACAGAAUGAGAAAAUGAACAACCAGAUGAAAAGUGAAAGUUCCCAAGAAAUGAAAGAUGCCAAACAGAUGGUUAGCAACUCCAGUGGACGCUGCAACACACAAAUGGUCCUUAGAGAGUAAAGACAGAAGGUGAAUACAGAAGAAAUGUUGAGAUUCUCAGAUUUCCAUAAUACAACUACUCAAACAGGCCAAGUUUCUGACACAGGACGACACCAGACUGUGAACACACUCAUUUCUACAAACAGCUGUCAUCAAUCAGACAUAAUAAUGCAAGGAAGCAAAGUCCACUUUAAAAUACAUGUUAUUGUUUCUGUAUUAUCUCUGGCAGUAAGCCUAAAAUAUUUUCCUUGCUUUUCCUUUGAGUCUAUAUAUUUUGUUUGUGAGCACUCAGUUGUACUUUACACAUUAUAUAUGCUAACAAUGUGAAAAUCUGAGUAGUGUAAUAUGAACUCAUUACUUAGUGUAGACAAAGAGCCAAGUAUGUCUAUAUAUA